This is a messenger RNA of Sodiomyces alkalinus F11, 1050 nucleotides long. RefSeq lists its product as hypothetical. Lineage: Eukaryota; Fungi; Ascomycota; Sordariomycetes; Glomerellales; Plectosphaerellaceae. The record is from RefSeq and is a predicted model, not a curated record. The transcript has 9 exons. Bases 1 to 1050 code for a protein of 349 amino acids.
AUGACAAAUAAGGAUGCUGUAAUCAGACACGCGGCGGCCAACACGCCAUACAGCAUCUACUCUCACCCCAUAGAUUCAUACGGCCCCUCAUCAGGCAGUGUAAAGCCCCACUGCCUUCGAGGUCUCCGGCUCGCACACACCCCGCCUCCCGGGUUGUUAUGCAUCGGGAAUCGGAUCGCUCCCCGAGAUAUCAAUACACAAGGGCACUCGACGGCACCGGAUAAUCCGAUGCGUUCAGUCCAUGCACCCCGUAAGCUACCUUGGGGAAAGGGUUCAGACAACACUUAUGCCGGCACGAAGAGCACCCGGGACGAAGGGGGUGUCCUGAAGAGGGAUUCCGGCUUUGCGAGGCCCGAACCACUGGAGCCGAUCUCAGCCAACCUCGUUUGGACACUUCCGCUGCAGUCAGUCACCAGGCGCAAUCCACAUAACCCAUUCCUUCUCAACAAAAUGUUAUCCGACGGUCAUUUCACCCCUGACUCCGCUUCUUCCACUGCAGAGUUCAGCCAGCCCCAAAAAGAACGAACAAAGACAACGAUCCAAUCGCACAAAAUGGCCGCGAAAGUCGAGGCAUUAGGCUACCUGGCUCCUGGUCCCUGCGUGAGGUGCACCUACACGAACAAGAGCCACUUGUGCUUCCAAGACCCAACCAGGCCCAAUACCGCUUGCAGUCGGUGCAAGAAGUUGAAGGAGGGUUGUUCCUUCACCAAACGCAAGGCAAUCCCGAGGUCACCACGGCUGCCAGCGUCCUCGCAUAACAUCACGAUGUUCACGAAAGGGGAAAAACAUGACGUGAGCUCGUCGCCGCAAGAGCCGUCGUCGCAAGAGGCCUGGCCUAACAUCCGGUUUACCCCCAUCAAUAAGAACUGGCUUGGGAUUAAUCGAGAUAUCCAGAGGAAGGAGAAUCGGAGAGCGAAAAGGGAAAUCCAAAAACGCAUAGUGGAACGGACGUCGAUUGGGCUUCAGCCCGGCCUCGGCCCUCAAUACCAGUUUAUCUGGGGCCUGUUCUGGACGGUUGUUAGACAGAGGAUGAGCAAUAUCAAGGCAUGA